AUGGAGACGCCGGCCAUUAGCGUGAAGAAGGUGCUCAAGAUACUCAAUAAGCGCCGCACAAAGCUACUUGGCAAAGGAACUUACGGGAAGGUGUUCCUGGCGGAGUAUAAGAAGACGAAGUACGCGCUCAAAGUCGACUGUACCUCUCAGAUGAGAGGCCACUACUAUAGAGAAGUGGUCUUUUUGGAGAGGUUGGGCGGCGCGGGCGGAGCUCCCACUCCCAUUCGCUUCUGCCCCCUAAUCCCGGCUUUCCUCAUGAGCCUCUCCAAAGGCUACAACCUCGAGGAUUAUCUCUCCGAUGCCAAGGAAGACGUAGACCUGCUGUUCCUGUACAACGUGGCCAUCCGCGUGACCGAGCGCCUGGCUGAGAUCCACAGAAAGGGCGUCGUCCACUGCGACCUGAAGGCGGAUAACGUCAUGUUCUCGGUCGAUGGCGACGGGAAGCUCGAGGAAGUCUAUAUCAUCGACUUCAGCUGCGCGUGCUUCGUGGGCCAAUGCCAACCCGUGGAGUACCUCGUUAACAACUUGCCCUAG
Messenger RNA from Penaeus indicus, 534 nucleotides. RefSeq lists its product as uncharacterized. Gene Ontology annotation, biological process: signal transduction; endocytosis; peptidyl-serine phosphorylation. NCBI's taxonomy places the organism in Eukaryota, Metazoa, Arthropoda, Malacostraca, Decapoda, Penaeidae. Gene Ontology annotation, cellular component: nucleus; cytoplasm. The record is from RefSeq and is a predicted model, not a curated record. The transcript has a single exon. Gene Ontology annotation, molecular function: protein serine/threonine kinase activity; ATP binding. Bases 1 to 534 code for a protein of 177 amino acids.